UGGUGGUUUACCGAAGCGGCAAAAAUGCUGAGCCAUUUGUCUUUGCGCCUAUUGCCCAUUGCAAUGGGUCUCAGUCUGUCGUCAAUGGACAGACAUAUUCCACCGGCCUGGCCACGUCGACUGUCAAUCAAAAUUAUGAAUAACGCUGGGUCGGUUGCCUCCAAUUGGCCGCCUUCGCCAUCCACAUGGCCCAUCCACAUCCAUCCCCUAACCAAAGUGACGAGGUGCCAGCCCCAUGGAGCACUUGCCAGUUGUCAUUCGGUUCUCAUUGCAAGCGCAUCGGCCUCGUGAACUCGGUUUCGGUUUAGGUUUUGGAUUUGGACUACUACUAUUGCAUCAUUCACAGUUUGGAUUACCCUCGGAGAUCCCUGACUUACACUUGGAAUACCCGAAAGCAAUGGCAGCCGGCGUUUUCAAGAGCUUUAUGCGAGACUUCUUUGCGGUGAAAUACGAUGAAAAGCUAAAUGAUCCCCAAUCGGAGCGUCUGGAUGGCAAUGGACGGCACUAUCCCAAUUGCUCCUCGGAUGUGUGGUUGCGAUCCUGCGAGCGGGAGAUAGUGGAUCCCAUCGAGGGUCAUCACAGUGGACACAUCCCGCGUUGGAUUAGCGGCAGUCUGCUGCGCAAUGGACCCGGCAGUUGGAAGGUGGGCGACAUGACCUUUGGCCAUCUCUUCGACUGCUCGGCUCUGCUGCAUCGAUUUGCCAUUAAGAACGGACGGGUCACCUACCAGAAUCGAUUCGUGGACACGGAAACGCUGAGAAAGAAUCGUUCUGCCCAACGGAUUGUGGUCACCGAGUUUGGAACGGCAGCUGUCCCGGAUCCUUGUCACUCGAUCUUCGAUAGGUUCGCGGCCAUUUUUCGACCGGACAGUGGAACGGACAACUCGAUGAUAUCAAUCUACCCCUUUGGGGAUCAGUAUUACACAUUUACCGAGACUCCCUUUAUGCAUCGAAUAAAUCCCUGUACCCUGGCCACCGAGGCGCGAAUCUGCACGACGGACUUUGUGGGCGUGGUGAACCACACCUCGCAUCCGCACAUCAUGCCCAGCGGCACCGUCUACAAUUUGGGCACCACAAUGACAAGAUCUGGACCAGCCUACACCAUCCUCUGUUUUCCGCAUGGCCAGCAAAUGUUCGAGGAUGCUCAUGUGGUGGCCACUCUGCCCUGUCGAUGGAAGCUCCAUCCCGGUUAUAUGCACACCUUCGGCCUGACGGAUCACUACUUUGUGAUUGUUGAACAGCCGCUGUCCGUCUCCCUGCCGGAGUACAUAAAAGCCCAGCUAAAUGGGCAGAAUCUGUCGGCAUGCCUCAAGUGGUUUGAGGAUCGUCCGACGCUCUUUCACCUUAUCGACAGGGUUUCCGGAAAGCUGGUGCAGACCUACGAAUCGGAGGCCUUCUUCUACCUGCACAUCAUCAACUGCUUCGAACAGGAUGGCCACGUGGUGGUGGAUAUUUGCAGCUACAGGAAUCCCGAGAUGAUCAACUGCAUGUACCUGGAGGCCAUUUCGAAUAUGCAAACGAAUCCCAAUUAUGCCACUCUUUUUCGUGGACGUCCCUUGAGGUUUGUCCUGCCCUUGGGUACAAUUCCCCAGAGUCAGGGUUCCUCAGGAAAGCGAAGACUGGUCAAGUCCUUCUCCCUGGCUGGUUUGAGUUCUCCGCCGGUUAACCGAACCAUGAAGCACUCGGUUUCACAGUACGCGGACAUUACCUACAUGCCCACCAAUGGCAAACAGGAUAACGCCGGCGAGGAGAGUCCCAGGAGGGAUGCCAAACGGGGUCGCUAUGACGAGGAGAACCUGAUUAAUCUGGUGACCUUGGAGGGCAGCCAGGCGGAGGCCUUUCAGGCUACUGGCGUAAUCCGCCUGCGUCCCGAAAUGCUCUGCGAUUGGGGCUGCGAGACGCCCAGGAUCUAUUACGAACGGUAUAUGGGCAAGAAGUAUCGAUACUUUUACGCCAUCAGCUCCGAUGUGGACGCAGAGAACCCGGGAACCCUCAUCAAAGUGGAUGUGUGGAACAAGACCUGCCUGACCUGGUGCGAGGAGAAUGUGUAUCCCAGUGAGCCCAUCUUUGUGCCCUCACCAGAUCCCCAAUCCGAGGACGAUGGUGUCAUUCUGGCCUCCAUGGUGGUGGGCGGUGGUCUCAACGAUCGCUAUGUGGGCCUGAUUGUGCUGUGUGCCAAGACCAUGACCGAACUGGGUCGUUGUGAUUUCCAUACCAACGGACCCGUGCCCAAGUGCCUCCAUGGAUGGUUUGCCCCCAAUGCCAUUUAGAUUCCUAGAUUACUGUUGUUUUUCAGGGGGUAGACCCCCUGCCAGUAUUACAUGUAGAACUAGACUAGUUACGUUUGUAUCAACUUAAAACUUUGGAUUCAAUACAUUCGCAAUAAACUCCUGCCACUUGCGCUGGAACACCCGAUUAA
Drosophila takahashii is the source of this 2418-nucleotide messenger RNA. The record is from RefSeq and is a predicted model, not a curated record. NCBI's taxonomy places the organism in Eukaryota, Metazoa, Arthropoda, Insecta, Diptera, Drosophilidae.